Molecule: messenger RNA, 2422 nt
Organism: Apis laboriosa (Himalayan honeybee)
Lineage: Eukaryota; Metazoa; Arthropoda; Insecta; Hymenoptera; Apidae
Product: 1-acyl-sn-glycerol-3-phosphate acyltransferase alpha-like
Exons: 5
Coding region: 910-1737 (275 amino acids)
Biological process (GO): phosphatidic acid biosynthetic process
Cellular component (GO): endoplasmic reticulum; membrane
Molecular function (GO): 1-acylglycerol-3-phosphate O-acyltransferase activity
Source: RefSeq, a predicted model, not a curated record
UUCAUCUUUUCUUUAGAAAUAUAUUUUAAUCUAUUUAAUUAUUUCUUAUAUAUUAUAAAAUAUUUAUUGUUAAAAUAUAAGUUAUGAACAUACCUCCCAUCCAUAAUGCAAGUCCUGCAAUUGCAAAGACCGCGAUUAAUACUAGCAUAGCGGAGAUAAUUAACAUUGCGCUGCCGACUUUCCACGUUGUAUUCCCCCUUUGUUUUUUCAUUUGUUGUGGCGAAAUCCUGGACCAUGUCGUUGAUCGUUGUGGUAAAUAAUAAUCGUUCUAUAAAUGAUAGAAAAAAAAAAAAAGAUUAACGAAAGCUAUUUAUUCAUCAAUAAAGAAAAUUUUAUUGAAACAGAGUUUUAUUCUACGAUUGUAAAUUCGAUUUAUCUUCGAUUCCAAAAAUUUUCAUAGGAUAAUUAUUAUUAUUCUACGAGCUUUGAUUGAUAAAAAAUAAAUUUGAUAUUUUUAUUCCUUAUUGUUUUCCAAAUUUUUGGACGAUGAAUUAUAUUUUUCAAUUUAUAUGUAUUACAUGAAUUUAUUCUAGUCUUGCAACAAUCUUUGCAGCAAUGUUCGUGACGUAAACUGUAAUGUUUCGCUAUAAGUUUAAUUUAUAUUUAAUUAAGUGAAAAUGUUAUGAUGAAAAUGCAAUCUUCAUUACUUAUGUAUAUUCUUUUGAAUCGAGCAUAUAUUUAUUGUUCGAUAAUCAUCUUUAUUCAACGAUUCAAAUAAUCGGAAUGCGUAAUAAAUUUAAUCAGGUGUACAAUAAUACCAGUAACGGUACUGACAUCGAGGAGGAAUGCUAAAAAAAAAAAAAAAAAAAAGAAGGAAAAGGAAGAAAGUUCCAAAGUUGAGCACAGCAGUGCUGUAAUAUAGAAGAAAUAUAACCUUUUGGUGCAUGACUAUCUUUGUGACUAUAAAAAAUGAUGAUGAAUUAUUUCGGAAUGAUCUUUAUUACCAUUAUUCUUAUAAUGUCGUGCAUCUUAUACAAAACGAGCAGAACUUUUCGUUAUUAUUUCAAAUAUGUCAUCUUUAGUCUACAUAUAGGAACAUCUACAGCUUUUUUAAUUCCAAUUUUUAUAUUUCGACCAAGAAAUGUGAAAAACUUACGAUUACUAGCAAUGGUAGUAGCUCCUAUUACUAAAAUCAUCGGAGUAAGUUGGGAAUUAAGAGGAAGAGAAAUAUUGGAACAAGACAGAACAUACAUAAUAGUAUCAAAUCAUCAAAGUCUUUUAGAUUUCUUGGGAAUGUAUCAAAUAUGGCCAAUAAUGAAUAAAUGCACAGCUAUAGCGAAACGAGAGAUUUUCUAUUUGUGGCCAUGUGGUUUAGCUGCUUGGCUUGGUAGAUUAAUAUUCAUAGAUAGGAUGAACUCAGAUUCGGCUCGAAUUGUUCUUAAUAACGCCACGGAUUAUAUUAAAGAACACAAUAUUAAAUUGUGGAUAUAUCCAGAAGGAACCAGACGCAGUACUGGUACGAUACAUUCGUUUAAGAAAGGUGCUUUUCACGUUGCUAUACGUAAUCAAUUACCAAUAGUACCAGUUGUCUUCUCUUCCUAUUAUUUCUUAUCCAAGAGGGAAAAGAAGUUUGAGUCUGGUCGAGUUAUUAUAAAAGCAUUGCCAGAAAUAUCAACGAAAGGGUUAACGAUUGACAAUGUUGAUAGUUUGUUAGAAAAAACACGAAACAUUAUGAUCGAUGCUUUUAAUGAAAUUAAUAGAGAGAUACAAUCUUCAAGUAAUACUAGUAGUUCUUAAAUAAAAACGACAAAAAUAUCAUGUUAAUAUAAGUUGAAAUAAGUUAGAUAUUGUUAUAUUUUAUUGUGUAAUUGUAAUUAUAACGGAUAAUGAAUGUCAGUAUUGUAAAAAUGCUGCGAUGCAUAAUGAUUAUUUUAUUCAAUGUUUUAAAUUUAAUGAUAAAAUAAUCAAAUAAAAAAGAUCAACAAUCAAAUGAGAACUUGAUCUCUUUAGGAAGAUAUCUAUAUUAUACUUGAAUCAUGUGAAUAGAUCUUCUUCCUUGAAGUUAUAAGAAUCAAAAGUUUGCCAAUUAUUUUCUUCUUUUUACCGAUUUUAAUACUUAUAACAUAUUUUAACAUCUUGCAUUUUUAGAGUUUAUAUAUUUUAAUGAUGAGAAAAUGUGACAGAAAGUGAAGAUAUUGUACUGUAAACGCUUAUAUUAAAUAUUUCUCUUAAAAACGAAAUAUUUCCUUGAUCUGGGUAAGUAUUUAUUUUAAAAAAAAAAUGGCUAAGUAGAUAUUGAAAAAGAAUAAUGAAAAAGAAAUUAUGAUUAUGUAAGAAAUAGUAAAAAUUAUGUAAGAAAUAAUAAAAUUGGACAAUGAUCUGUUUAAUACAAUAGAUUCUUAAAAAAGAUUCUUAAAACCUUUUAUAAAGGUUGCAUAUGAUAAAUUAGUUUGUUUAUGAUAAAAUGUAAGAAAGAUAAUGA